This is a messenger RNA of Tachyglossus aculeatus (Australian echidna), 1691 nucleotides long. RefSeq names its product transmembrane protein 109 (gene TMEM109). Gene Ontology annotation, biological process: cellular response to gamma radiation; intrinsic apoptotic signaling pathway in response to DNA damage by p53 class mediator. The transcript is spliced from 4 exons. The record is from RefSeq and is a predicted model, not a curated record. Lineage: Eukaryota; Metazoa; Chordata; Mammalia; Monotremata; Tachyglossidae. Bases 67 to 798 code for a protein of 243 amino acids.
UGCGCAUGCGCAGAGGGGAGCCCAGCAGGACCCGCGGAGCGGAGCACGCCCGGCCCUGGCGGAACGAUGACUCCACGGGGCAGCCGGUGCCCGAGGAUGUGGCCGGCGCGGCCGGGGACCGGGCCGCUCCUGGUGACCUUCAUCCUACUGGCCGCGGCCCCGGCGAGCCCCCAGCACGACUUUCCCUCCGCCGGGCGGCAGAAAGCGAACGUCCCUCCUGACUUCCUGUCGCAGGCGGGGCGGUCCGUCCGGGAGACCCUGGAGGCCUGGAUCGGGCCGGAGACCUGGAGCUUGGUGGCCGAGACCCUGACUCAGGUACUGUGGGCCAUAUCUUCUGCCAUUUCCGUGGCUUUCUUUGCAUUAUCCGGGAUCUCUGCCCAGCUCCUCAAUGCCCUGGGGCUCAACGGGGACUACUUGACCGAAGGCCUGCAGCUGAGCCCCGGGCAAGUGCAGACCUUCCUUCUGUGGGGGGCGGGAGCCUUGGUGGCCUACUGGCUGCUGUCCCUGCUCCUGGGGUUAGUGCUGGCCGUGCUGGGCCGGAUCCUGUGGGGGCUGAAGCUGGCACUCUUCCUGGCGGGCUUCGUGGCGGUGGUGCGGACGGUGCCGGAGCCCUCGGCGCGUGCCGUGGCGCUGCUGGGGCUGCUGACGCUGUACGCCCUGCUCGGCCGGCUGAGCGGCGGCGGGGCCUCGGGUGCCGCGCGGCUGGAGGCCAAGGUGCGCGGCCUGGAGCGCCAGCUGGAGGAGCUGCGAUGGCGUCAGCGGAAGGCCACCAAGGCCUCCAGGAACGCCGAAGAGUGAGGGCGGUCGGGCCGGCGUGGAGGGAGAGGGACGCCCAUCACGACCUCUCGUCCGUCAAACCAAAGAGCCGAGCGGCUUCCAGCUCCUUCCUUCUGGCCUUCCGCCCUCCCCUCGUCCGCUCCUUAAUGCCGCCCCAUCCUUUCGGUGGUCCUGCUCCAAUCCCCUCCCACCUUCUUUUUCUCUCUCCUCUCUCCCACCCUGCUCAUCCCCGGGGCACCGGGGAGGGAUCUUUAUUUGGAGAGAGUUCUCUUAUCCGUUCCCUUGCCAGCUAGCCCAUCAGAGCCCCAACUCCUGCUGCCCCAGUGAGGUCACAGGUCCCGCUCCAAUCCCCUCCCACCUUCUUUUUCUCUCUCCUGUUUCCCACCCUGCUCAUCCCCGGGGCUCCAGGGAGGGAUCUUUAUCUGGAGUGAGUUCUCUUAUCCCUUCCCUUGCCACAUAGCCCAUCAGAGCCCCAACUCCUGCUGCCCCGGUGAGGUCACAGGUCCCGUUCCAAUCCCCUCCCGCUUUCUUUUUCUCUCUCCUCUUUCCCACCCUGCUCAUCCCCCGGGCUCCGGGGAGGGAUCUUUAUCUGGAGAGAGUUCUCUUAUCCCUUCCCUUGCCAGCUAGCCCAUCAGAGCCCCAACUCCUGCUGCCCCUGUGAGGUCACAGGUCCCGCUCCAAUCCCCUCCUGGUUUCUUUUUCUCUCUCCUCUUUCCCACCCUGCUCAUCCCCGGGGCUCCGGGGAGGGAUCUUUAUCUGGAGUGAGUUCUCUUAUCCCUUCCCUUGCCACAUAGCCCAUCAGAGCCCCAACUGCUGCUGCCCCUGUGAGGUCACAGGUCCCGCUCCAAUCCCCUCCUGCUUUCUUUUUCUCUCUCCUCUUUCCCACCCUGCUCAUCCCCGGGGCGCCGGUGUGG